AAACUAAACAACCAAACCAAACCAAACCAAACUAUGGCCUCCUUCCUCUUCCUUCAUCUUCUUUCUCCUCUUACAAUGACCCUUUUCACCAUUUUCCUCCAAAUCCAAACAAGUUCUUCUUCUUCUUCUUCUUCUUCUCUCUCCUCUUCACCCCCAACUCAAACCGUUCUCAUGUUGCCUCUUAAAACCCAAACACUCCCACAUGGCCUAGUUUCACAAUUUGCCUCCCCACGUAAGCUCUUAUUCCGCCAUAACGUGACAUUAACCGUUUCACUAACCGUAGGCACGCCUCCACAGAGCGUUACCAUGGUCCUCGACACAGGCAGCGAACUCUCGUGGCUCCACUGCAAAAAACCAAACACAAACACAAACACAAAAAACACAAUCUUCAACCCACUCCUCUCUUCCUCGUACACCCCAACACCAUGCACCUCACCCAUCUGCACCACCCGAACCCGAGACUUCCCCAUACCCGUCUCCUGCGACCCGAGAAAACUCUGCCACGUCACUGUCUCUUACGCCGACAUGACCUCCCUGGAAGGCAACCUCGCGGCGGAGACGUUCGCCGUAUCCGGGUCGGGUCAACCCGGAACAACAUUCGGGUGCAUGGACUCCUCCGGGUUCACCUCCAACGCCGACGAGGAUUCCAAAACAACCGGGUUAAUGGGCAUGAACCGAGGUUCACUCUCGUUCGUGACCCAAAUGGGGUUUCCGAAAUUCUCCUACUGCAUCUCCGGCAAAGACACCUCCGGCGUGUUACUCUUCGGCGACGCGAAGUUCUCGUGGCUGGGACCCUUAAAGUACACGCCUUUAGUGAAAAUGAACACUCCCUUGCCCUAUUACGACCGGGUGGCGUACACGGUUCGGUUGUUGGGUAUUCGGGUCGGGUCAAAAAACUUGAAUGUGGCGAAGUCGAUUUUUUCACCGGACCACACCGGGGCGGGUCAGACGAUGGUGGAUUCGGGGUCGCAGUUCAGUUUCCUUCUGGGGUCGGUGUACAAGGCUCUGCGGAGCGAGUUUGUGGAGCAGACUAAAGGGGUGUUGAGGGUUUUGGAGGAUCCGAAUUACGUGUUUGAGGGGGCGAUGGACUUGUGCUUCAGGGUGAAGGGGGUCAGGGUGAAGGGGGGUGGGGUGGCGGCGGUGCCGGCGGUGACGCUGGUGUUUGAGGGGGCGGAGUUGGUUGUCUCCGGCGAGAGGUUGUUGUAUAGGGUGGCGGAGGGGAGUGAUGUGUCCUGUUUGACUUUUGGGAAUUCGGAUUUGUUGGGGACUGAGGCGUAUGUGAUUGGACACCAUCAUCAGCGGAACGUGUGGAUGGAGUUUGACUUGGUCAACUCCAGAGUUGGAUUUGCUGACACCAGGUGUGAACUUGCUACUCAAACACUUGGCUUAGCUGCUUAGUUGCUGUGCCCUACCAUUCUGCUUCUGCCUCCAUCUUUCAAUCCCUCCAUAACUCAGGAAAAAUUGGUGACAUGUCACAGGAUGAUGAUAUUUUAUUAAUGAGUAAAAUAUUUACAAUUUUUUUUCUUCUUAUUUAUAGAUGUAAUAAAUGAAGUUACACAUAAAAGAAAUAUAUAUUGUACAAACUGUUUUACAAUUUAUUGCACUUUUGUUUUUUUUGAGGUUCU
Messenger RNA from Cajanus cajan (pigeon pea), 1625 nucleotides. NCBI's taxonomy places the organism in Eukaryota, Viridiplantae, Streptophyta, Magnoliopsida, Fabales, Fabaceae. The record is from RefSeq and is a predicted model, not a curated record.